Cinara cedri is the source of this 24133-nucleotide messenger RNA. The record is from the annotation of a GenBank genome assembly. NCBI's taxonomy places the organism in Eukaryota, Metazoa, Arthropoda, Insecta, Hemiptera, Aphididae.
CCGUACUGUAAAACAGACAUCUGAUUCACGAGUAAAAAUACGGUAGGUAUUAUAAAAAACCUUUAUUGUAAAAAAUUAUUUUUUUUCCAAUUUAAAUAAAUUUAGUUGAGUAGGAAACUGAAGUCUUCUACAUUCAACUUAUCAAACUCGUCAAUCUUUGUAUGAUAUUUAACUAACUUCGAAUUAAACUCCCUUUAGACGUUACUCGAUACGCAGUAUUAUAAUUACGUUACAUUCAACUUUUUCGUUUUAUCAUAAUAACAAAUUACCUUUCUUUGACAAUUAAAUCAUGGUAUGAUUUAAAAAAAAAAACCAACUUAGCUACUAAUAUGUAAUGAUUCAAACAAAGCGUAGGCCUGGGCCUACCAGGUAUAUCCGCUAGACACACCACUGUUACAACUUAGUACAUUUUAUAAAAUAUUACAUUACCUAAUAAAUACAUAAUGUAGGUAAUUGAACUUGCAGAAAUCACGUAAAACGUAUUUAAAUAAUAUAAACGUAGUAUAGUUUAAGGCUUAUGGAAAUUUUUUUAAAAAAAUAGGAAAGAAAUGACGCAAAUUCCAUAAUAUUUGAAAAGUUGUAGAACAACAUUAAAAUAUAACUUGCUAAUAUUGUUUGGAAGCAAUUUUGCUAUUGAAAAUUCGUACGACUUAUAUUUUCUACGAAAGAUAUUACUCUGAUAAAAAACGAGAUCUUUUUUUUUGUGUUUUUAAUUGGCGAGUAUGAAAUUGGUUUUUUGAUUUUUUGCCGAAAAAAAUCGUGAAAGAACAGUUAAAUGUACGAAAAUAAUUAUUUUAUAAUGUUCAAUUUUGUUUCUUUAUCGUAAUUUCGUUAAAAACAUUUGUAGAGACUUGAAAUAUUUACUUUCGUUCGUUUUUUCUGGACUUGGUAAAAUGUUCAAAACAUUUAAGUUAUUUUUGAGUUAUUUAUAGACAUUUUAAUUUUGUGAGUUUUUUACGUAAUUUUUAUUUAGCAGUUACUUUGUGGAUACAAUUGUUAUAUUAAACAGCAAUAAUUGCAAAAUAAACAGGAGGUUCGUUAAAAGUCGUACUACGUGGUAAAAAAAAAAAAAAAAAAGUAUAAUAGGAACCGUCUAUUAUCGUUUAUAUUUUUAAGAAUGAAUAGAGAAACUACGUUAUAAUAAACGUUCGUUUCGCUCUUCAGAACGAAUUGGCCAUUUCAAUCGAAUCGUUUAACGAGUGUUUCGAAACGCUCCACGACCCCGAGCACAAUGCAUAUGCGUAAGGCGCAAUUCACGAAUCAAAAAACGACGACGGUCAUUUCAUCGGAAAACCGUAAUAAGGGCGACAAGAACGAUAGCCGGACGAGACGCGUGAAAACGGCGCGAUUAUUUUACCGGAGAGAAAACUCCGACCGUGGCGACGGGGGUGUGGGUGGUAUUUUGGGGGUGGGGAGAGGGGUGACAUAUUCCGAGAAGACGCGGGUGUCCGGCGGGAGAUCGAUCACCGCGGCGGUCCGUAUAGUAUUUUAUGGGCGCGCGAAACGAUAAAACCGACACGCGGGACGUAUCGACGGACAAAAAGAGCUCACCUGUCGCGAGUCAGCGCCGUCCAGUACGACCGGAUUGUGCGAGGAUCUGCAGCGAUGAUAAUCGCUAACUCUCAUGAUGGCGGACUCGUGACGCCACCGGCACGUCAUGAAAUAUGAAAACCGUGCACCGACGCGACAAUAAUACAACGUCGCGGGUACUCCGUCGGCGCCUAUGCGACCGGUCGUGUUGUACUGCGGCGGCGGACGACGUCUCGGACCGGCACGCGCGACGGACGCGGCGACACAGCGUUCGUAGCUGAUGGUAAUGACAACGAUAACGAUAGUAAUAAUAGUAAUAAUAAUAAUAAUAAUAAUAAUAAUAAUAAUAAUAAUGAUAAUAAUAAUAAUAAUAGUAUCGUCGUCUGUGGAGGACACCUAUCGGCGACGUGUGCGCGCGGGAUUUGCCGACGGGAUUCGCGCGAGGUACACUGGCAGGCGAUCCGCGGUGCCCCGCGCGAGCCCUAGUUUAAUCAAUUGCCGGUUGUGCAUGUGCGUUUGUUUCUUUUGCGCGGCGGCGGCGGCGGCAACGGCGACGGCGGCAGCGGCGGCGGCGGCGGAGUCCCAUAUGCGCCCGACACUUGUUACAACAUCGCGCUCGCGACACCUGUUCAAACGCCUUUCGACGCGCAAGUGUUUCCCGCAGUCCCGCCGCCGCCGCAAGUAUUUUUACGGUCGGGCUUUUACUACAAUCCCCCCCCCACCCCGAAUCGCACACGCGACCGCCUGAAAAGGGAACCGGGGGCGGGGGCGGGGAGACUAAGAUAUCGCGCGCGUUAAAUAAUAAUAUAAAAAAAAACACGUUACGCGAAAAACUCGCGCGUUUCCCGUGCCCGUAUAAUGGCACGCGAAGCGAAUACGGCCGCCGCACCUAUGAUAACAAUAACGUAAUAUUAAUAUCACUAUGUUGACAUUAUAUUCUACUCGUGCGCAAUGUCAUCGUCGCGCCGGCGGCGAUUACAAUAUUUUAUAUUUAUUACAACUUACGGGGUCGUCGUCGUCGUCGUCGUCGUCGUCGGGAAAACGAGAAAAAAACCGAACCCGUGUUUGUACCCGCGCCGUGGCGGCGGUCGUCGUCGUCACCCUCGGACGGCGGUGCUCGCGGCGCGCGACAGUACUGGCGGUGUUUUCGGCGGCGUCUGCGGCGUCGGCGUCGGCGGCGGCGGCGGCGGCGGCGACGGAGGUAAAAGCGCCACGACGAUACUUACUACCGGCGUACACGGUGUCGGGGCGCGUAAUGCCGACGGCGCGGCCGCGUCUGCAAUAGCCGCGGCGGCGGUGCGGUGGCCGCGUUCGUCGGUCGCUGGCCGCUGUCGCGCGGCGCGCGAACCGCGCGUAACGCGCGCCGACGCGGAUGACGGAUAGGACGCGCGUGCACAAGACGCGUUCGCAUUAUCAUUAUUAUUAUUAUUAUUAUUAUUAUUAUCAUCGUUAUAAUUAUCGUUAUUAUUAUAAUUGUUAGCGUUAUAAUUAUCGUUAUCGUGAUAGCAUUAACAGCGGCGAAAACUGCCGGCGCCUCGCCCCCCGCGCGCUCCCGUCCGUCGCGUUAUUAUAUAUUACACGCGUAGGCGGGCGGCCGGUCGGUCCAGACGCAGACACGCCGCCGCCGCCGCCAGUUUAUGUACACGGCACGCGAGUAUUAUUAUUAUUAUUAUUAUUAUUAUAAUAAUGUUAUACCUCUGCCAUUGACAUUGUUAAUUAAAACCGCGGAUUUUAUCAAAACUACGGCCGCAACCAUACGGUCACCGCCGCCGCAAUAAUUAUACACAAUGCUAUUACCUACAUGCCGCGCUAUAAUACAUACGCACGUACCUAUAUACAUACACACGCCGACAAACGCCACCGCCGCCGGUGGGUACUCGCUGCACCGGUGUACCAGUGUAUCUGCCGUGGACUCGCCGACGGUCCUGCACGUCCCGUAUAAUGUACACGAAGGCUUAUAGCGGCGGUGCUUAUCACAAACGUCACAUGCACGAUCAAGCCCACCCUCCCCCCACUCCCCUCCCAGCUAUCCCGUGUACGUAGCAUGCCUUCGAACGUGACAUUUCUCUCUCUCUCUCUCUCUCUCUCUCUCUCUCUGUAUUAUAUCAUAAUAUCGUUAUUGUUAUGAUACACACAUUGCCCAGUUCUAAGCGCGCAUAAUACUCAAGGCCGUAACCGGAAACGGAUUUCGGGGGUGGGCGUGGGACGAUCAAACAUUUUCUCUAACAUAGAUACUGGACACUCGUCAUUUUUACGUUGAAAAUAUAAAACCUCAGCAAAACGAUAAACUUUAUCUCAUUUCAUAUUACCGCUGGAACGAAUAUACAAAAUUAAUUUUUAUACAUUUAUAGCGAAAUAACGUAUAUGGUCACUAGUAAAAUCCGUGUACUGUUGAAAAACGUUGGUGGGUGUGGAUCCGGACCUCUGGAACCUCUUUCCCCUCCACAGCUACGGCCUUGCAUUAAUACUAUUGCGGAGGCCGACGCGGCGCCAUCGGGAUCGAUGCCGAAAUCUCGACUUACCGGCGCGCGAAAUUCGGACUACACCUCGCAGGGCUCAUGCCUUUCGCCAACCGUGUGUUGUAAACACCAAUGAUACGCCGGUCAAGGGAAACGCCGCGGUUUAUCCUUUUGCCGACCACACGAUGUUUACGUCAAACCCGAAUUACGCCGCCGCGCCGGUUCCAAAGGCGAGUAAACCUCGCGGCAGACCGGUUCGACGGACGGGGGAUACAAAUAAAUGAAAACAAUUCGGUGCCGUCAACUCUUUGGCCGGAAGAACAGCAACAAUCGACCGGGCGACGGACGCCAAAUUGUUACGCCGGGUCGUGAACUGUGCAGGCGCAAAUAUUCGCGUACCAAUAACACAAUGCGAAAAUCAGUCGUGCACCCCUACUCGAUGAAAACAGCCCCCCGGCCAGUCGGCUCCGCAAUAUCAAUCGCGGCCACGGCACGUACAUCGUCCCGAUACUUAUACGUCCGCGGGAGUCGCGUGAGCCACCGUCCGUGAAAAAUAGCGAGUAAAUCUUUGUCGGUGUUUUCGGACAUUUCUAACACAAAUCUUUAUCGAAUAGCGGUCAGAAAACGUGGUGUUGUAGACGGAUUGAAAAUGUUGUGUCGAGUUUCAAUAUGAAAUUGACAAUGUCAUCGGUGGCGGGGGGGGGCGUAUGGUGUAUUUUUAGCUCGACUCAUCCCCACAAGCUCCCGUAUUGAAUCUAGGCGGAUGAAAUUAGGUACAUAUAUAUGACAUUAUAAGGGACUGCGUAUUUUAAAGAUGUCGACUUUAAACACCCUCGUACCAUUUUUAUGAUUAAAUCUCGCCGUUUUUUAUUGGUUUUUUUUUUUUUUUAAUUAUUAUCAUAUCGUGCUAUUGUAGUAAAGUGUAAUAUUGUAUCAAUAUACUCACAGAAUUUAAUUAUUUAAAAUUUUGAAAAGAAUAUUUCUAAAAUAGUUGGGAGAAAUGUUGACUCUAGUGACGGUGCUUUGUGCUUAUAACAUGUAUUAACUUUAAUAUCGUUAUAUCUCUUACGAGGACGUCUGCAUGAAGUGGGAAUGCAUUAAUUGUGUGUUACCUAAUACGGGAUCCGUUUUGGAACUGACGUAUUCAUAGAGACGCCGUGAUCCGUUUUAGGAAAACAAGAGCCAAAUUGGCAAUAGCCAUUGGUAAUUGAAGGCUCGAAUCAGGUCUUAAAUAUCGAAUAAAACUUGUAUGAAAUUGAAACCGAAAAAAUUGAUACCGGUAUUAUUGAUCGGAACCGAAACCAAGAAAAAACAAAAAAAACAAAAUUACCAAAUAACUUUGCAAGAUGGGUGCACUGUUGUAGGUGAGAUGUUGGGAAGGUAGAAUAAAGAGGGGAAUUUACUGCAUAUCUGCACGUAAUAAUUAAUUAUUGCUAACGAAAAACGAUUCUGAGCGGAGUUUGGUUAUACAUAUAUUUAAGUAUUUUGAAAGGCCGUACAUUUAUAAUUUUCGUCAAGUUUUAUUAUUAAAGUUCUUGACUAAAAAAAAUGUUGCGUUACAUUCAAUUUUGUUUUUCGACCACAAAGUACGACUAAUAAUGAACCCCCUGUUAAAUGUUUACACAUUUCUGUUCGGUCUAACAAUUUUACGCACAGAGUAUGUACCUACUGAAUAAAAAUUACGUUAAAAAAAAAUCGCAAAAUGUCUAUAAAUAGCCGAAAAAUGGCUAACACGUUAUGAAAAUGUUAUCACGUCUAGAAGGAAAAAAUAAGUUGUCCGUCCAAAUUUCUCUAUAAACAUUUUUAACUGGAUUUCAACAAAACAACAAAAUUGAAAAUAAUAAUAAAAACAGUUUUUUCACGGUUUUUCCCAAUUGUCAUGAAAACCACUUGGAAAAUAUAAAAUUAAUAAAAAAAAAAAAAAGGAUCUCUUUAGCGUACCGCCCGGAUGAAACUUCCUUUCGGAAAAAUGAACGCUAUGCUCGGCACAUCCGAGCGAGAUUUCUGGUAGGAAAGCGGUUUUGUAGGAAGAAAAAUAAUACUAAACUUCGGUCGUGAAACCGACGCAUUCCCCGCUGCGCUAAACGUCCCGAAAACGGUUCACGGUUCCGAACCCGGAUCCGUUCGACCGACAUUCGUUUGCCAUCGGCCGUCCGGCCAUUUCAACCCGUUCGCCGGCGGUCCGUUUCCGUUUAGAACGCACAGCGUCGUCCGUACCCGCCCCCCCCGCGCCUACACGUCACACUGAUAUGAUCGCGGGGUCCCGAUGUUCGAGUGUUCGAAUGCGUUCUGCGGGAGUUCGCCGCAGCGCGAAGUGUGUCACGGCGUUUGAACGCGAUUACCUAAUUCGGUAAACAUAAAUACACGCGGGCGCGCGCGAUGAGUCAAAAUCAACCGACCGAAACGCGUUCGGCACACGCGUCGUGCACGGGCAUCGCGAUAUUCGUAAAUUGACGCGGCGCCCGCAGUAACGGUUAAUUGAUUUUUUUUUUUUGUUUUUUUUUUCUCUACGUGUCGCUGCAGUAUAUUAAGCGCCGUCGCAUGACACGCAGAAGGCGCGCGACCCCCGAACCCCACCCCCAUCCCCCACCCGCCGCUCAUAGGCGUACGCGAAAAUGCAAACUGAAUAUUACCGAGGCGUUUCAAGUAGCGUAUAUUGAAUUGCACAUUGUGUUCCGUAAUGUUUGGAAAUUGUCGCAUGUGUACAGCGUGCAGCGCAACGCCCGUGCGCCGGCGAUAUCGCCACGUCCCGACAAACGUGUUUCGUGCGUUCGCGGGUCUUUUGCGUGCCCGACAAUUGUUUCGACGAAGCGCGUUUGGACCGGGAACGUUUGGGCCAGGGUUUAGUGGACCCGAUCGGACCACAUACUUUUAAACGUCUAUAAAGGCUCGCCAAAUAAACGUCCCGUUUAACUGCGGAAACUGAUUAUUAAACUAGGCGAUAAGUAAAUUGUUUGGAUUUGCAUACAAAUUUAGUUUUGAAACGUACCGCAAAUCCAGUUGUACUAAAUGUAUACCUAUAUUUAUAAUAUUUAUGCAACAGAUAUCCGUGUAUCAAGGUCUUUAUACGCGAUAAGACAACGCGGAUGAAAUACCACUGUGUGUAUCGAUAAAUAAACUUUCACUUGAACUAAUAUACAAGGAAAAUUCUCGUCCGAACUGGCUGUAUAAAAGUAGUGAUUUUCGGCCCAAACGGGUCUUCAAAUUUGGCCCGAACGGGUUGUGUUUCGGAACGUUUGGUUCCUCUCGAAAUCGACCGGGGCACGAUCCGUUUCGCUCAAACUCGACCUUACCAUUUCACCGAAAUAUCCGUUAUGCCCAAAUAAUAUGGUCUAAAAACGCUUGUUUUUUUACAAAUGCAUACCUAGUUGUAAUUCACCAGGUCCAUAAAAAACUAUACGUUUUAGAUUCGGAGCGUAGUGAAUAUAAUGUAUUGGUUUUUCAAUGGCGGUUUUUUUUUCUGUGGACAACUUUUCUACAAGCAAUUUCGCUCUGAUUUUCAAGUAUAUCAAUUUUUCUGAAAGGAAAUCUGACUAUGGUGAUACUUUAAGGACGUCUUUUUUUUGGUUUGCUUGCAAAAACGGAUAAAAAAAAAUGUAUUAUUUUCAAAUCGUAAACAUUAAGGCUUUUUAAAACAUGUAUAACCAAACUUCGCUCAGAACCGUUUUUCGUUAGUAAAGAUUAAUCGUUGAGUACAAAAAGUGUAUAUUGUUGAUAUGUUCAUUAAAUUUCCCUCUAUAUCCUACCUUUUCAACUUCUCAUUUACAACAGUGGUACACCUAUUGUGCGAAGUAUGUCUGUUUUUAAAAUUACAUUCUUGUUUUUACUUUGUUUUUUUUUUUUAUUUGGGGUUUUGGGGGGGGGGGGGGUAGUGGGAAUUUCAAUGCUACACAUUUGUAUAAAAUAAUAAAACAAUAAUUUUCGAUAUACAUUUUUAAAUAAUGUUCGUGUGUUUCAUCGUUAACGUUUGGUAACUUAAUUUUAAAAUGACUAAAAUGAGUUUGGGCAAAACGGGUAUAUGGACGAAACGGGAUAGGUCAAAUUUAGGCGAACCGGGACCCACCUUAAAAUAUCACACGUUAGAAUUAUCCAUAAUUUGAAAUAAACCGUACACGAAACGUCCUCGUUGAAAAGAUUACAAUUAAGUUGUAGCUAAUUUCAACGUGGAUAUUUCAAGGGUACAAGGUAAUUAUUAUUUGGUGGCAUAUUUAUACACCCGAAUGAGAUAUUUUUAGUUUUUUCUACUCCACCUCGGGGGGUAAAAAUCUUUGUCGGUUAUGUACAGUUAUAAAAACCAAAUAUACGUUUUACAACUUGUGGUAUAUACAUAACGUUGACAAAGACGACUUAUGAAAAGAAAAAAAAAGUGCCACGUCGCAUUAACGUCCAAUAGUAACUACAGAACGGUUAUUAAAGCACCAACGGCUCAGUUAAUUACAUCGUUUCAACGUCCAACAAUGUUAAGCCUUAAGCAGGUGCGGGGGGGUCUAACUGGCCCCCAUCAAAAAUAAAAACUUAUGUAUUGCAUAAAUUAUAAUAAUAAUAUAAUACUGUUUUGAAUUUAUUUUAAUCUUAUAUUUUUUACUAUAAAAUUUUUAUCCAUAUAGUAAUUUUUGUGUCUAUGAAUUUUUUUUAAAAAAAGUACAUUUUACAAUUGCGUAGGUAAGAUAUUUUUUUGGAGGUGAUUUUCGUGUUUAUACAUAACUUUGUAACCUAAUUGUGCGCAAACACAACAUAUAUAGAUACCUAAUAAUUAUCUAUGCGUAAUACAAUACUACAUCUUGUAGAAAUCUGAUGCAUAACUGUAUAUAGUAAAAAAUAUAACUGUCGUAAAUAUAAUCAAGGAGGGUGUAGGUGUUUGAACACUUAAACACUGUCCUCCCCCCGCUACACCACUGAUUCUAUACAUAUUUUACGUUUUUUCAGAGUUUUUUCACUAAGUUCUUAUAGACCCCCGCGCGACUGUGAAAGUUAAAAAGGCAUUCGACUGCUUAAGGGUUGGCGGCUCUGUAAAAUAUUAUCGGGAAUUAAACCUGUAUAACUCGUAGAUUCAAUUUCGGUUCUGUAACUUUCACGGCGUGUCCAGGAAUUUUCAAUGGGAGGUGAUGUAACAAAAAAAAAAAAUAUAAAGUAAAAAAGAGUAAAACGGUCUUUUCUACUCAACUCGAACACGUAAAUUGGUAAUUUAAAAGCAGGAUUCUAAAAAAAAAAAAAAUCAAUUUCUAAUCAAUACAUCGAGCUUUUUCUCCGAAAUUUAUGAGUUUCGGAUUUAUUCAUAUUUUGUUGUAUUUUUAAGCCAAUGAGGGGGGGGAAGGGAUAUAACCCCUAACCUUCCUCCGCCUUGGGCACGCCGCUAAGAAUCGUCUGGUGGCGUUUUAUCAUUUACGUACACUUAAUACCGUUAUGACGCGCUUAUCGCAUUGUGCCACUCAGAGCCGUUUUAUAACCGUAUACCGUACGUAAACAAUAGUUAUGCAGGAUCGUCAGAAUGCCUAUUAUCGAUUUACAGGCCGGUUUUCGUGCAACCCGCUCGCUGAAUAUUACAACGCAUUACAUUGUAUACGCACGAAAUUGAUUUUUCCCAACGUUUUUUUUAAAUUUUCAUUCGUGUUUCCGGAACGACAGUUGCGUGACGCACCCGAUACACUGCAAUUAUUACGGGCACGUCCACACACGUGUGUGUAAGGGAACGACUAAAAACGGGUUAAGAUUUUUAAGUUUACACACACACACACACACACACACACAUACACAUACAUACAUACGUGUAUAUAUAUAUAUAUAUAAUAUAAAAGUAUAGCCGUCGUUCAUUUGACACGAGCGGCGUGUGCGCGGCAUAUAAAACACACAUGUCGGACGGAAAAUUUGCAACGUGCCGCGGCGUGCAUGCGGCAGCAGCUGCGCGUUACAGAGUAUAACAAUAUACGGCCGCCGCCGCCACCAACACCGUCACCAUCACCAAGGUCGGAGGGGAGGGGAUGGUGGAGGAGGAGGAGGAGGAGGAGGAGGAUGAGGGGGAGGAGGGGAGAGCUUUGUACUUUGGAAUAUUGUCGCAGUCGAUUCGGGGCGGGAGGUGUUGCGGCCCGAAAAGUUCUGGGCACGGGCGAAAACGAAAAACGCCGGUAAUCCCGGCGAUAAAACCCGCCGAUACACUGCAUAAUUGCUCCGCGGUAUAGGCGCCACGCCGUUUUUAGUGCACACUGUUAGGUUGUUGAAAACGAUAAAAAUAUUAUUUCGCGCAAGAUUAAAUAGCUACGCGCGGAGAAAUGCCGGCGUGCUUUGCGCCGUGGCGAUAGUUUGUGGGCGUGCUAGCCGCGCGGGCGCGAAGUCGGAACGGCGAAAAUGGCGGGACGUAUAGGGUGACUUGUUAAUUUGUAUCUGUGCGCAACGAUGGAUGGUCGGUAACACGAAACGGACACCGUGGUGUACCCAAUAAAUUACUCAAUUCGCUCGGAACUCGUGACUAAAACGCACGUCUACAUUUGUACAAAAUCCGUAUGUUACGAGACUGAAAGUGUUCUAUUAUUCAAAAUAUACAGCUCGAUAUAACCGACACAAAACCUUUCUUAUUUUUUUUUUUCAUUUUUUAAAUAACUGUAACUCUUUUAACGGUUCACAAUUCGAAAAACACGUAAAACGUUCCCCCCGAAGUAUAGUUCUCAACACAUUUCAUGAUAAGUACUUUUACUCUAAAAUCAAAAUUAUGCCAGUUUUACUUGUCAGAACAAGCGUGAGCACUGUUUUCGCAUGUUAUCCGGUAGUUGGACUGAAACAGAAGAUACGGGUAUAACGUUCUCUUAAGCGCAGGCUAAACGAUAAUGACCUUGUAUUUUUUUAAAAAUAAUACCGUAAAAACCGUAUAAAAAUCAAUAGAUCACAGUAGAACUUGAAACACGUAUCAAAAUCGGUAUUGAAGGUAAGUGGGUUGUCCCGGUUAAUUUAUCAUGCGAACAUUUCACCUCGGUUACAAUUCUUCUCGGGUAUAAUUAACAUCGGAUGCAAUUUACAACGAGUAAAGUAUAAUAUUUUUUUUGUAUAUUAUGGUAAAAGUAUUUAGUACGGUAAAAUAAUGUUCAAAUUAAUUGACAAUUUUUAGCAGUAUGGCAGUUAACAUUGAAAUGUCUAUAAAUGAUUCAAAAAUGACUCAAAUGUUUUGUAAAUUUUAUCACGUCCAGAUAAGGAAAGUAUAAGAUUCUUUUCAGAAUUUCAAGCCUCUACGAAUAUUUUCAAUUUAAUCGCAACAAAAAAAACGGAAAUAUUUCGCACGUGGGUGGACCACUGUUAUAGGUGAAAAGUUGGGAAGGUAGACGGAAAAUUUAAUGUAUAUCUGUACGAUUAACCAUUCUCAACGAAAAAAGAUUCUGAGCGCAGUUCGGUGAAUAGCGUUACUUUGUCAACAAUAUAUACGUGUAUAUAUGUCAUAUUAUGGUAAAAUAAUUAUAUUGCAUUGCAUAUGCAUUAUAUAUAUAUUUUUUAAUAAUAUUUAUUUAAUGUUGUUUUCCCGUAUUUUUCCGUAUUUCCAAUGUAUUUCCUGGUUUUUCCCAUAUAUUAUGAAAACAGCUGAGAAAAUAAAAAAUGGCCUUUUUAAAGUACCACCCCAGUCAGAUUUUCUUUCAGAAAAAGUACUAUCAUUGUAAAUCGGAGCAAAAUUGGUUGAAAAGUUGUUCACAGAUGAAAUAAAUAAAAAUAAACAUCAUUGAAAAACCAAUACAUUCGCUUUGCUCAGAAUCUGAAUUUCAAAUUUGUAAAUAAUAAAAGAAUUAUUUUCGUAAAUUUUCCCGUUCAUUCUAUGUUUUUUUCUGGAAAUUUCAACUUUUAACCAUUUUAAACAAUUAAAUAAGCGUCAAAUAAUUAAGUAUUAUUUUUAAUGUGUAGAGUAUUCUUUAUUUCGGUAACUGCGUCAAUUAAAUUAAUUUUUAAAAAACUAUAAGUUAAAAUUACGUUAAAAACGAAUUAUGCACGAACUCAGAAUCUCGACUUACUCUAACUUGGUGAAUUUUCUAAUUAGAAAAAAAUUGUUUACACAAAAUUAUUUGACAAGAAAAAAAAAUACUCGCAUCCGUUGAAAAAAAAUAAUGGUGUUGCUGUUAAAAAAAAUGUAAGUUGUGUUGUGCAUGCGCAUACCGAAAGAUUUAAUAAAAGAUAAUAACGUCGGGCGAUACCCAUGACAUAAUACAAUAACGAUAUUAACGUGUUGGAUUUUUCGAUUUGGAGAUGACAGUUAAAAACAUCAUUCGAAAAGCAUUAAAAUAUAAAUAUAAAUUCAAUAUAAUAUUACAAUUAUGUUUUUAUUAUUUUUUGACACGAGCCGCAUUUGACUUUAUUUUCCAAUGUGGCUGGAGCCGCGUAAAAAUAAGUCACGGGCCGCGUGUUUGACAAUGUGCUUAGGCUAAAGCGUGGCAAACUUUUGGCAUUUUAAGCCGUACAAGAAGUAAUAUAUCAGCGAUCGAUUCGUGGCGAAAAGAAAAAAAUAAAUAAAUGUUACAAUAACUAUAAUAAUAUUAUUUAUCUAGGUAUACGCGAGCAUUCAAAUAAUUUAUAUUCAACAACAUUAAACGUGUACCGUUUGUGUAUAGAUGAAAAAACAUUUAUGUACAGAGUGAUUAUUUUAAGUGGGAAUACUCGAUAUUUCAAAAAGUAUUAAAUACUAUACCUAAAUACCCCCUGUACCUAAACUUAAAAUUGAAAUGUCUUGCCAACGGUUCAACAGAAAAAAAAAAAAAAUAACGCCGAAAUUUAUUUUAAUUUCAUCUAUUUAUGGCAUUUGCAUAGAAAUUGUCUUUUGAUAAUCAAAAUUAGACGAUUAUUUCGCACACAAAAGUAACGGUGACGAAAAAUAACAAUAAUGAAACAUUUUUAGAGCUGCUCGCAGUUUCUUAAAUUUUCAAAAAAUUAAAAAUAAAAAAAAUAAUGAAAAAGUCAAUACUUUUCGAAACAUCGAGUGUAGUCAGUUAAAUUGAUCACUCUGUAUACAAGUGUAAUAUUAUAGAGGGCACUUUGAACUUCCAUCGGUAUUUUUCUGGGUUGUAUAAUAAACCCCCAGACGGGAUAGAAAAUUGUUUUUUUUUUUUUGUUUUUUAAUCAAUAUAACGUUCACCGAAGUUAAUUAAUUUUUUAAAGCGGUCUCGACAGUUUUUUUUUUUUAAUAAACAUUUGCUGUUAUUUUAACUUAAAACGUUCUAAGCGUUUUCCGUUCAACGAGUAAAUUGAUUAAAAUACCAGACAUAUUGUAAUAACUGCAGUAUUACGGUGUAUGCGCAAUGUGCGUUCGCGGGAGUCUGAAAAUCGACAUAUUUUGUUUUCUUCUAUUAUCAGGCCCGGAUUUAUAGAAUCCUCGGAGAGAAUAGUAAUCACGAGUUAUAAAAACGCACCUUUUCAAAUACAUGUUAUAAAUAUAUUAAUUUUUUUAUCUUAAUCAUCCUUUCCAAUACAGAGUAGGUCCUUUGUUUACACAAAAUUGUACGCAUUUAUGAUAAAUUUCACUUAGCCAGUAAUUAUAUGGAUCCACAAUAUUAUAAAGAUGAGUAAUUUACAUUAUAAUACUAGGAAAUACUCGUACAAUCAGACUUUACAGAAAUGUGUCUCAUUUGCAACAGUUGAAUCAAUAUUACCAUUACUACCUAUCUGAAAAGUUUUACAAACAGUGGGUAAACAUUUUAAUCCUACAUUGAACACGUACAUAAAAUAAAAAAAUGGAAAAUGAACAUUAAAUUACGUUUUACGGGAAUAUAUGAGAGGAGGGGUUUGAAAACAAAACUCCCUGAAAUUUUGUCAUUUUAGAUUAGUUAUAAAUUACAAUAUUGUAAUAAAAUUGUUCAUUUACAACCCUCUUCUCUACCCGAAGUUAUUUUCCAGUAACGACUUUGCAGGAAACCAAACAUGCCCGUUUCAACCAUGUACAAUAAUUUUCGGUUUUCUUUUGUUAAGGCUAACGAAUGAGCCAAAUUGUUCAAAUAAGAUAUCAACAUGCUUCAGAGUAUGCUUAUAAGCAUAAAGCGAAUGUAAAAAUUACAAUUUUAAGAAGAGGGCACCGAAAUUGACCUCAUAGUUUUGACGUUCCUGUCUCUUGCACCUUACAAUAAAAAGAUUUAUAUUCAUCGGUAAAUAUUAUAAAAAGCCCGUAACAAAUGUAUAUUAAUAUUUAGCGUAGUUUGUAAUGUAUUGCUCUUGACAUUUAAUUCUGACGAAAACGGUGGCCACAAAACCAAUUUCCCAUGUGUCAUCCGUGCAAACGUUUGUGAUGACACUGAGCUGAACAAAUAAUAUUUUCUGCAAAUAAUAUAUAAUAAUAUGUAUGUAUAUAUGUAUAUAUGUGUGUAUGUAUGUAUGUAUGUAUGUAUGUAUGUAUGUAUGUAUGUAUGUAUGUAUGUAUGUAUGUAUGUAUGUGUGUAUAUGUUUGUGUGUGUACAGGGCCGGCCUUAGGUUUUUGCCGCCCUAACAAAUCUAAUUUUUCGUUACCCAUCUUCAAUAUUUGAUUUUUGGAGAGGAAGGGGAUAUAUAAAUAGAAAUUCGUUUUUUAAAAUGUUAAUCCGCGUUUUUUUUAGAAAAGAAAAGAAAAAAAAAACGUUUUGAGUGACCUACAAAAUAUAAAAAUAAUAAAAAUACAAAUAAAUGUUAUAUGAGUUUAUAUGGAGUCAUGUUUAUAAUCGAUAUUAUACAGUACUUAUACACUAUCAUACGUAUGGAAGUACUUACUAAAUUAGGCAUUAAAAAAAAUGUGACUACAAAAUUAAAAAAAAAGGCACAUAUAUUAAGCACAAUGGGUGGACCACUGUUAUAGGUAUGGAAUUGGGUAAGUAGAGCGGAAAUUUAAUGUAUAUUUGUACGCGCAAAUGAUUAAUCAUUGCUAACGUAAAAUGAUAACAAUUAAACGAUACACGGUGAUGGGCAGAAUCUAUAGACAUAUAGUUUGAUUAUACUAUUUAGUCUAGCAGACAGUUCCAUACAAUUUUUUUUUUAAAGAAUUCACAUGUACUGUGCUUGCGUCGUGUUCCUUUACUAUAUUGUGUACGUUUUUCUAAUUGUCGCAUCCAAAUUUCGUAAAUGCAUAACUAUCGCAAAUCGACAUAAUUUUCGCAACUGUAUUUGGUAAUACAAGAAAUUGCAUUUCGUGGAUAUUUUGAGAACGAAUCUAGUAUGAAUAGAAAACAUUUUUUAGAGCUAAUGCAUGUCCCAUAAAUCAGCAAAAACAAUUCGGUAUCGUUCCAAAAUUACCAAAUACCUCGUAUCAGCCACACUUUUGAGGCUGAAUCUCGAGGUAAACUAUAACUUUUCCCAAUAAACGGGAUAACUAACUAACGGAAACAUUUUUUUUUUUUUCAAAUCGAACUGGAUUUUAACGCUUUCAAACAUACAAAUUGUUCAGGUUUAUACAUUAGCAAUAGUAUCGAUGCUUUUAUAUUUUGCAGAUUAAUUUACCAUCUGAUCAAACAAUUUGUAUAAUAUUCGAUAAAACAAUAUGAAUUCGCCCACGGGUGGAUGAGGGGAUACAGAUGUGGGUAUAAGAAAAACGCUCGUAAAUGUAUUCAUUUUUUAAUAAUUUUGUUUUAAUAGGUACUCAAAUGCGCUUCCAAUCGAAAAGGAAAAUUACACUUACGCUAUUAAAAUCAUCACUUUUCUGUUUUUAAUUUCUUAUCGGUAUUACGUACAUCACGCGAAUUACGCACCAGGUAAGUUGAAAUCCACGCAAAUUUCACAGCUGUUCGUUAUUGUGUCGCGGUAACGAAGACGCGCUUUGAUUGAACCGGACCGACGCCCCGGACUGACGUCACCGGACCAAAGUGACAGCAUCGCCGAUAACGAGCAUCUUGAUGGCGGCGACGAUGCGGAUGGGCCGCGGAAAUUACUGGCGCGGUUGCGGUCUGCUCACGUUGUGUCUGAUAAUGGCCACCGCGUUACCGCGGGUCGUCGCUGAUCCGGAUGAUGAUGACGUUUACCGGCUGGUCCUGUUGCACACCAACGACAUGCACUCGAAUUUCCACCAGGUCGACAAGUACGGCACACCUUGUUCGGCCAAGUCCGCCGACGUUACCAAAUGUUACGGAGGUUUCGCGCGCGUCAAGACGGCCGUCGACAACGAGCGCAAAAACGCCGAGAACGCCGUCCUGUAUCUGGACGCGGGAGGUUCGAUCCGAAACACGGCGCCCCACACUUAUUUUAAGACAAAGUCCAUGGCCGAUUUGAUGAUGAAACUCAAACCGGACGCCAUGGUGAGUGUGGUGAGGUGAAAACGAAUUGUCGGUAAAUUUACCACCGGCAAAAUGUAAACGUAAAUUUCGGUGAACGCGGUAAAUUUUUUACUAGAAAUAAAAUACACGUAUUGAUACGAAUACGAAAUAAGUAUAAAAUAUAAUAAACAAUGGAUAGCAUGGAGUAGCCUUUGUUGAUUUUUUUUUUUUUAAUAAAGCAACUCGAUUAAUUUCUAGCCUUAAUCCUUGGAAGUAAUUGUGCAUGGCUAUAUUAGUCUCGCUAAUUUUAAACUUUGUGUUUGAGUAUUCCAAUCUGAUUGUUAUAAAAUAUUAAUUUGAAACUUAAACGACUAAGAUAUUAAACAUAUAAUAGAUUGCACAGGUGAUAACAUAUAACACUAAACAGUUUUUUAAAUUUUGAAGUUUUUAACAUUUAAAAUGUUUUAUUAGUGCAAGAAUUUUACGAUUUAAAAUAUGAGGAUAAGUAUACAAAUAUUGUCGUGUUAAUAUUGUACUUGAUUUCAGUCUUUGGGAAGUAAAGAAUUUAAAGACGGAUUGGUCAAUAUUAAGAACUUCAUACACGAUAUAAAAAUACCGAUAGUGUGCAGUAAUAUUGAUGUCUCGGAGGAACCGCUAUUAAGCACCGAGAAAAAUUUAAUGAAAUCAAAAAUAAUUAAAAUCAAAGGCCGUAAAAUCGGAAUUAUCGGAUACUUGACACCGGAAACCCAUAAUGGUGCAAGUGAAGUGAGUAUCGAUACAAACUGAAUGUUUUGUCCACCAAUGUAAAUUUGUCUGACCUACAAACGCCAGGUUGUGUAAUUAUUAUACAUAGUGACUAUAUCAUCAAUUUACAUAUUUCUGGCAAUUAAUCCAACCCUGCCUUUUAACAUUUUAGAUUCUGAGCGUAGCGAGGGUGCUAUUGGUUUUAUAAUGUUUAUUUUUCGUUAUUUUUUGUUUUUUUAUAGUCUGUGGACACGUUUUUUCUUAGAACCCUUGCUUCAGUUUUCACGUGUAGUAACUUUUCUGAAAGCUCAAGUUAUCUAGAUGAUACUUUAAAGAGGUUAUUUUUUUUAUUUUUGAUACUUUUUUUUAUUGCAUUUUUGAUUUACUUUCUUACGUAUCAUCGCCAAAACGUUUGAGUCACUUUUGAGCUUUCAAGGAAUUUUAAUUUUACCUUUUAUUAUUUUAUUUAAUAAAAGUUUUGAAUCAAAUUUAAACGAAAAUCGCAAAAAAACAUUAUGGCAAUUCAAAUUAUGUAUUACCGAACUGCGCCCGGAAUCGUCUUUAGUCAAAAAAUGGUUUAUCGUUGCUUACAUAUAUAAAUGAAAUAACCUUAGUUAUCCUACCUUCCCAACUUCUUACCUCCAACAGUGGCCGCUCCUAUCCCCAGUAUCAGCUCUUUUUUAAAUUUUUGAUACAAUUUUUAAACAAGAUUUUAUUUUUAAAACGAUUUUUGUUUUUGGUUUUAUAUUUACGUACCUAUGUCCUAUUAACGUAUUAUACGACUGGUAUACCUCGUUUAACUUGUAUACCAUUAAUUUUAUGAAUUUAUACAAAUAAUACAAAUAAUUAUCCUCCAAUACAGGUUAAAUAGAAAAAUAUGUACCUAAUUUAAUUUUUGAAAAUUCGUCCUCUCCCCUUGGGUGAUUUCUGGAUCCGCUAUUGAACUCUGUGAUACAUAAAUUCUGUGUUUCGAUUUCUUGACUACCAUAGAUAAUACGUACAUUAUCUAUGUUUACUACCAUCAUUGUCAAUUUUACGACCAAUCAGGGGACAAGAGUUUCGUAUCGGACGUGAAAACAUAUAGUUUCACGUCGGUCAUGGAAAUAGCCACUGCUAUAGUUUUACCAUAAUAAAAUAAAUAAUAAUAAUAAUAAUACAUUUUUUCGACCAUAAAAACAAUUUGUACAUGUCUAAAGUAUUAAUAAUGCCCAACAAUAACACAUAAUUAAUAAAUUAAAAAUAAAAUUGAAUUUGUAUAAAAAUUCCUAUUUGCCUGGACUUCUGAAUUGUGGAGGCCCGGAGCCAAGCGCCCAAUGGCCACCUUCAAAAUCCGGGCCACUGUAGAUACUAAACCAAAUUAAAAUUGUAUUUUUGUGAAUUUCCAAAAUAAAUUAGUGUUUUUAAUGGUCGAAACAUCUUAAUAAAAAUAUGCUUUAUACAAUGGUUUGAAUUACACGUUUUGAAUAUAACAACUCUAAAUUUAUAUACGUAGUACAUGGGAAACGUGAAAAUAAAACCGGAAAAAGAGGAAAUCCAAAACGAAGUCAACUAUUUGAAAAGUAAUGGGGUUAACAUCAUCAUAGCACUAGGACAUUCCGGUAUAGAAACAGAUGAGAUGAUAGCUAUGGAAGUAAAAGAUAUCGACGUUGUGGUUGGCGGAUAUAGUUGUACAUUUCUAUACAAAGGUAAAUCGCGGUAAUUACUAUUCCACUAAAAAUAUUAUAUCGUGUUGUCUAUUUGUUAUAAAAAAGUGGUAUACCUAGUAUACAAAAGCCUUUAAUAAAUAUAAUUACUUUCACGUAUUAGACUAGCAUAAUAUAAAACAAAAUGGACAGAAUAUACACGAUUAGACGUAAUAUUGUGGUACUAUACUUACUAAAUACACAUAUACCUUUCGUAUAAUCUUAUCGAAUUCUCACUCAAUUAUAUAAAUUAACUAAAUGCUAUGAUUUUCUAGAUACUUUAGUUUAUCCCUGUAUCUUGUGGAUUUUCCACAAUUUCGCUUAUUGACCCACGUGGAUCUUCGUUCCGUUGGACAAUUCCGUAACAGGGCCGUCUUUACUUUAAAGUUAGACUAAGACUCGUGCAAAACAUUUUGAUUGUCAAUUGGAACGUUUGGAACUCCAGAUUCAAUGGUUCAAUAAUAACCUCUUUCUGUUUUUCAAGUAGUAGUCUUCUGUCUCUUAAAGGGGCCCGGUCUUUCGGAAAUACUGUAGUUUCACAUAUGUUUUUAUAACGCGCUAAACCAUUGCUGGUAUUAUUCUCUAUUCAGUCCGUUUAUUCCACGAGUGGAUCAUACAUUAUUGGCCUUACGUGUGGUUUUAUACCGGGAGCUCGGUCAUGAGGGUCAUUUGCUUACGGUUUAUCCGUAAGCAAAACAUCGAGAAGAAUUAUAAACAAACCGUUGAUGUAUAUAAUGAAUAGCUGUACAAAAUAUAGAUCUAUUAGAAUUCAAAAGGUCUAGUGUAACAGGUCCUCCUCGCAGUGUGUAAUCUUUAUUCCUUAUGUUUUCUACGAAAUUAUCGUACAAAAGUUAAUGCUCAGGGUUGUAAUCUGAUAAAGUAAUAUUCACCCCUUCGCUACGAGCACUACCUUUACGCAUCACACUUAAUUGGACAUAUAUCUCAAAAACUAUAGUAGUAUAAUUAAGUAUACAUAUCCUACCAUCGUCACCUAUGCAAAUAAUUUCACCUUCCUUUCAACUUUAUUAAUAAUAGGUAAAAUGCCGAACAUCGACGAACCAUACGAUUCCUACCCAGUUUGGGUAGAGCCGCCAAGCGAUUCAUCUAUUUUUUGGUUCUUCGACUAUUCAAUUCCAAAAAGUGUUCCCAUAGUGCAAGCGUUUCGUGAUACAAAAUACUUGGGCAAGUUAGUGUUAGAGUUCGACAUGGACGGCAACGUAACCUCAGCUGAAGGAAAUCCAAUUUUAUUGGACUACACAAUCGAACAAGGUAUAACGGAUAUUAUAUAUUUACUUGAAAAAUUGUUAUAUGGAACAGUAAAUAUGUUUUAAUAAAAAUUAGGUAACUGCAAUAAUUAAAAUAAUUAUUUGGAUAGAUUAAAGAUAUAGAGUGCAUAAAGCUAUUUAAUUUAACUGCACUUAUUACUUAGAUAAUAGUUUUACGCGUUUAAAUUUAUAAUUUCUUGUUCAAAAUAAACCGAAAGACAAAUAAUAUAAGUAUGUGUGUGAUUAAUAGUGUAACUACGAACAAUUUAAUUAUAGACCCUGAUUUAUUGAAAUACUUGAAAGAAAUGGAAGAAUCAAUCGAAAAAUUGACCUCGAGUGUGAUAGGUUCAACGAGUGUAGUUUUACAAGGCAGCAACAGAUUCUGCUGGACGCAAGAAUGUAACUUGGGCAAUUUCGUAGCGGACGCAUUCGUAGCUCAUGUGAGUUAUUAUAGAAUUAUUUUAAUUAUUAAAUUAUCGAUGAAUAAAAAUACAAGCAAUAAUUAAAAUCGUGGACUUGUUGUGUAUAGAAUGUCCGCACGAAUAUGAAAUCGUUCGAUUUGACCCAACAAUGGACCGACGCAUCGAUAGCGUUUCUACAAAGUGGUGUUAUUAGAUCGAACAUAGGUCCUACGAAUCCUGCGGGUGAGCGAUACACUAGAUGCUGCAGUGUCAAAUACAAAUACGACGUUAUCAUUCUUACUAUCCAAGAUGGGUUGAAAAUAAUGUCGGGGACAUAGAGUAACAUUGAGACGCCGUGGCAUAUCUCGGCGAUUGUAUACAAAUGAAAUCGUGCCGGUUUUGUUUGAUGGCAUCUUACUAUUCUAGGCGGUACACACCACUAGAUUGCAGCGUAAAUAAUAACAAGCAAUCGAGUUUAUCAUCGAUGAUAAUAAUAAUUAAAAUAUGAUGAUAAAAACAUAGACUUUAUCAUGACGGAGUGGCUUGAAAAUUUUUACCGGGCAAAUAUAUAUGUUCAGGCCACUUAAAUUUUUACUAUUCCUUGAUAUCAUAUUGAUAGCUGUGUACCUAAUUACAAUUUUUUGUUUUAGAGAAGUAUAAAAAUACAUUUGUAUCACACACAAUUGUAGAAAAUGUCAUCACCGAAUUAAUAUAAUUAACAUUCUUUUCAUAGUAUCCACCAUACAUAUUUGUUCUUUUUUUUUUUUUAAAAAGUAAAUAUUUCAGCCAAAUACUCACUAUAAGACACUACUGUACAAUUUCUAUGGUCAGUAUUAAAAAAAGACAUACUAAGAUAAUGGGGACAGAUACAGCCACUAAUAGAUAAUUUAAUUUAUAAACGAUAAACCAUUGCUUACGAAAAAACGAUUCUGAACAGAGUUCAGUUGAUAGUGAUGCUUUGUCAACAGUAUAUAUGACGUUUUACCGAUCACAAUUGACAUCAUUUUCGUUUCUUUUUAAAUAUCGCGGAUAACAGAAGUUUUAUGUUUGUAUGAAAAUCACUUUAAUGACUUGCAAAAACAUUUUAUUUGUAUUUUUCUGUAUAUUUUCAUUAUUAUUAUUCCGAUAUUCCAUAAUCAUUAUUCUAUAAGUAUUCCGAAGGUUUCAAUUUAUAACUAAAAUUAAAAAUAAAACUGCUUAUCAAAGCUAACACAAAAUUAACACAGAGGAGAUAGUCGCGAGUUCCCUAGUAAUAUAAAGUGGGUAUUCAGUAUCCAAAUUGAAACCAAAAUGUGCAUCUCAACCAUGAUAAACCACGAUCUUAUAAGACCAUGAUAUAAACAAAUUAAUCAAAUUCCGAUUAUGAUAAGAAUGCUAUAUGAUAAUAUGAACAAUGUUGUGAUAAAAAUAAUGAAAAAAUGAGAACGUUGUAUAUCUAUCUGUAACAUAAUAUAGGGUGAUUUAUUUCUUAUCACAAAUCAGCAACUUUCUUGGAGAAUUUUAAGUAAAUUUGAUUUCUGUUUUUUUUUUUUUUUUUAUUGGAAUCAUUUAAACUUUAUUUUAAAUACUUACCCCUAUUCCAAAUGCCAUAAAUAAAUAUACAAUUUUGUUUUUUAAAUAGGAACCCUCUUUUUUUGAACAUAGAUUCGAAUAAAGAAUAUUUUUCUAGAAAAUUUAAUAUUUUUAACGCUAUAAUAUCAGAUUUACUGUUUAUGAAUUAUAACCAUUUAAAUUGUCGACGAAUUUAAACUGUUAUAACAGCUAAUAAUCAGGAAAUCUGAUAUUAUAGUGUUACACGUAUCAAAUUUUCCAGAAAAAUAUUCUCUAUUUGAAUCUGUGAUUGAAAGGAGUGGGUUGUUAUUUAAUGAUACAAUGUGAAUACUCAUUUCAAGUAUAAGGAGUAGAGGUAAAAAUUUAAAUAGUGUUAAAAUAAAACUUUCACGACUUCAUAAUAAUAUUAAAAAACAGAAAUCAAAUUCACUUAAAAUCUUCAGAGAAAAUUACUGGUUUUUCUAGUUCAUGAUAAAAAAAAAAUCGCUAUAUACGUACGAUUUAGUAAAACAUAAUUAUUGAAUUUAAAAUGUAAUCAGCCACCACUCGAUGGUGCAUUUAUAAUGUUAAAGGUGUCAUUACUAUGGGAGAUAUAUUGCUGGUAUUGCCUCUUCUGCACGACGUAGGUAAAGUCACGGUGAAGGGUUCUGAAAUUAGGAGAAUUAUUGAACAGACCGUCCAACCGAGCUCAGAAGGCAACGGUGAAUUUUUACAAAUGUCAGGUAAAAUUAACGAAAUCCUAGUAAAAAAAUAAAGUUAAUGUAUUUUUUUUAUAUUUAAUAAUUUAUAGUGAAUGUACCUUUAUUAUUAGUUGCUUUUUUAGAGUUUAAAUUUUGGCUUUUGUGAUUUCUAGUGCAUUUUCCGGGCCUAUUUAGCUGGUCAGCUAAUAAAAAUGUUUAGAUACUGAACGAGAUGAGAAUUGUGCGGGUUUUAUAAUUAUGCGUGCUUUUUAUCUGCCAGUUAAAAACUUAUAUACGAGAAAAUUUGUCAGAUUAAGUACGACUUAUAAUGAACCUUCUGUCAAACUUUAAAUCAUUUCUGUAUAAUCCAACAACUGUAUACACAGAGUUCCACCUAUCAAAUAAAAAUAACGUAAAGAUAAAAUAUCUACAAAUACUAGUAGCUUAAUAAUAGCUCAAAUGUUUUGAAAAUUUACCACGUCUAGAAAAAGCAAAUAAAAGUUUUCUGUACAAAUUUCAGCUAUAAUUUUCAACCGAUUUAAAAAAAAAAAAAAAAAUCGAAAAAUAAUGAAAUCAUUAUUACCGUAAACUUUUCUGUGUGUCCUACUUUUUUUCCCGGUUUUUCACAAUUAAUAUUAAAACUUUUUAAAAAAUUAAAAAAGGACUUACGUAGUUAUUAACAGAAUCCGAAAUGUAACAAAAAAUGUCUCUUGACAUUUUUCGAACAAGGUUUCUGGUAAAAUAUUUGCUUAUUGACACACACAUCAUAAUAAGACCCAUAGAUCAUGAUGCCAUGAAUCUAUGCUAUAAUCUAUGCUACGAAUCUAAAAAAUAUAUAUAUACACAUCUUUUGUUCGUAAAUACAAUUGUGUAAUAUUUUAUUUUAUUUUAUACAAUUUUUUCGAUACAUAUGGUGCAACAGGAGUAAAGUUAGUAAUAGAUCAUAAAUAUCGUGUUAAGACGAUUAAAGUUAGAUGCGCCAUCUGCUUGGUCCCUGUUUACAAGACAUUGGAUCCCGAUGCGGACUACACAAUUAUCAUCAAUGAAAAUUUAGUAACCGGUGAGAGCGAUUUUAAGUUCAAUCAAUUGGUUACCGAUUACCAGAGUCUUGGUAAGUGUGCGUAAACGACAUAGUUUCUGUUAAUGAUUGUUAUUAUUAUUUUUUUAUUUUUUUAACCGUAGGGAUAACGGAAACGGAAAUACUGAAGAGAGAAAUUGAAAUCAAAAGGCUGAUACGGCCGGAAAUCAGUGGUCGAAUAAUUAUUGUUACGGACAGUGACAAAGAAUUGAUGACAGAUACAGAGAGUUUAGAAGACGAGAUGGGCGAUGUGACCGAAACCGCAGAUGAUGGUGAAUUAUAUGAUUUUGGAGUAGAGUCAACAGUUACUCUUGUGGGCAGUUUCUUUUAAAUUAUUCUCAAAACUCGUAUAUUAUAAUUAUUACUAUUUAGCAUAAUGUUGUUUAAUUAUAAUGUUUAUUUAUUGAUUGAUAGUCACUUUCAUAUUUUCAGUGCUAUAACUAUAAGAUAUAUAGUAUUUAAAUAAAGUACCUAAAGGUAUAUUCAUACUGAAAAUAGAAAAGGUAAAUACAAACCAGUCGUGUUUUGAAUGUUCAUAUGGAAAGCUUUAAUAGUUCAUGGAUACAUGAAUUGAUU